ACAGAAACAGGCUAAAAAUAAGUAAAACAUAACGCAUAUAACACCAGUGCUUCCGUUGAAAAAAAAAACACCAGAGAAGCUUAUAACCAGCAAUUUGAGCUAGUAUGGCAGAGACAGCGGAGGAUGACCUCUGGGUGGAAUUUCAAAAGUUGCGUCAAAAGAAAAUGAACGAAUUGGAAAAACAGCAAAAGAAAACGAGUGUGUUUGGAAUCCAGAAACAGCACCGUGAUCCAGAACCACCUAAACUUGUCCUCUCUAUCAUCGGUGAUUCAAAAAGCUUUGUACCCAAACCAUGGAUAACAUCAGUAUUUAAACAAGGACUCAUUGAAACUGCAAAAGGCGCAAAAGACAGUUUGAUUCUCUACAAGGGUUCGUCGGAAAAGGUUAGCUGUAUCGUAAGAGAGGCAGUUGAGGAUUUCAAUAAAUUGCAAUCAGGAGGUGAUGAUGUCUUUAUAAGUCUAGUGGGAAUUCUACCGGAAAGCAUGUGUGAAACCGCAAUCGGUCUUGAUCACAAACAAAUCCAUCGUCAUGACGAAAAAAACACUAAAUACGGAUGGAACCAUUGGCAAAAGAAGAACAGCGACUGCCUGCUUGGAGAAAUGUAUCAUGUUUGGAUACGUGACAAUGGGUCAUAUGCCGGGUUUCAUGCUUCCGUACUGAAAGAAAUAGCACAAAACAAAAUAUCUUUCAUGACUCUCGAAAGGAAGGCGUUGGAGUGGAAUGUUCCAGUUCUAACAAUAGUAGUCGAGGGUGACUUAGAUACAAUAGAAGCUGUAAACCAGGUUCUGAAGCAAGACCUGCCUAUACUGAUUAUAAAAGGUUCGGGCAAAGCAGCUGAUUUUAUUGCUGAAUUCAUUGAAAAUGAUAAAAUUAGUAUAACUGAAUACAUCAAAGACAAAACACCAUUGUUAUUUGGUAUUGCCUCUCAUGACCUCAUGAACAGAGAAUUUGUCAGUAGUUCACAAAAGCAUGAAAAAAAUGACCUGAAGUCAAUCAUGAAAGCAAUUCAACAUAACAAAAGCUUGAUAACGAUCCUUGAUGUAAACAAACAAACACAGCCACAAGAUUUUACAGAUGCAGUAACAAGGGCAAUCAUUAGUAGUUGGUCUCGAACCAAACCUGAUGAGGAGAUUUAUGGCAACGAACAAUUGAAACCAGUACUAAGCUAUUAUCGUGCUUCUAUCAACGCCGAGCAAUCUGACUAUAAGACAUUACCAGCUGAUAAUAAGAAAGUUAAGGAAUCCUUGAAUGAAAUACUGACUCCGUCAUCUUUACCACUUUAUUAUUACAUCGCAUAUCAGUUGAUACAAGAAAUGCAUGGAACGAAAGUGACAAAAACUGAGAAUUUCAAUAUGCUGUUAAAAGCAGCUAUUGUAGCUGACAGAGAUGACUAUGUGUCGGUACUAUUAGAAGAAGAAGGUGUAGAGUUUGAAGAUAAAUACUUUCCAGAUAUUUAUACGGAAACGAUUCGAUCUCAUCAAAAAGCGAAGAUAGCCCUUCAAAAUGUGUUCAAGUGGGGUUCCUCUAAACAUAUUCAGCAGUUUAAGGAGUUAUGCUUUCCCUCAGAAGUGUGGAAAAAGAAAAAGGACAAACAAGUUAAUAAAAUUUCAUCAAUUGAAGUUUGUAUGAUCGGAGGUCGACAGAUUUGUCAGGAAUUGUUGGGUUAUCGUAGAGAUAAUUCUCUGAACAGAAAGGAAAAAUGGUCUGCAUAUCAAGAUCUUCUGAUUUGGGCAAUUUUUGUUAACAGACCAAAACUAGCUACCUUAUUCUGGAUGAAAUGCGAACAACCACUAUUGUGCGCAUUAUUGGCUAGCAGUGUAUACAAGAAAAUGGCAGCAAGUGCUACUGACCUAGCAACAAAGUCUGACAUGAUUGCUGAGUCAAGGAUCUUUGCAGAAAGAGCAUUAGAUUUGCAAGCGAGAUUGUAUGACGAUGACGCCGAGCUUGCAAUGGAUUUAGUUAUGACAGAAAAAAUCGUUUGGGACAUCAGCAUAAGUCCAAUGCAGUGUGCCUAUGAACAUGAUAUGCUGGAUGUUCUUGCUCAAACCUGCCCACAACGACGUUUAAAUAAAAUAUGGUAUAGCGGAAUAAGUUCUAGUCUGGGAGGAUUUUGGAAGAAAGGCUGUUUAAAAGCUUGGUGCUGUUGCUGCAAGAAAUGUUCAUCGGAUGAAGGACCAAAGGUUUUUGUCGCUCCUCUAACAAGGUUUUUGAUUCAUUACGUAUUCUUCUUUGGCGUUUUAGUAUGUUACAGUGCCUUCCUAUUACAAAUGGAUGUUUUUCAAGGAAUAGUCUCAUUUGACUUCAACGAAAUAGCUGUGUAUGUGUAUCUAGUUGGAGACAUUUGUGAAGAGUAUAGGAAUGCGUUUCAAAAGAAUGCUUGCACUAGUUGUUUAUCGUUGGAUUGUAGAUGUAGACAUGAAAACACACCACGUCAUUCCUGUUGGUAUAGAUUGAAGAAAUAUCUAUUUAAUUUUUGGAACAUCCUAGAUGUUCUUUCAUUUGCGCUGACCAUCGUGGCUAUAUGGGUCCGUGUGUUCAGGUCAACAAAAACAAACAAGACCUACCGACGUUUUUUCAGCAUGAGUCUAUUUGCGAUGUACAUGAGAUUUCUUCAUAUCCUAUUGAUGUCAAGGAAACUUGGACCAAAAAUCAUCAUGAUAAAAGAAAUGUUAAAGGACCUCUUCCGAUUCAUUGGGAUUUUAUUUGUAUUUAUGGUUGGUGUUGGAGUUCUGUAUCAUGCAAAUAUGUAUCCAGCACACAAAGAUAUGUGGAGUUCAGUUGAUUGGAAGUACUGGAGAAUAUGGAAAAUCAUUUAUAUUCCAUACUGGCAAAUAUAUGGCGAAUCUAUGUUAGAGGAGUUUGAAGAAAAUAAAGACGCUUCAUGCACUAAAAUACAGAGCGUCUGGGAGAAUAACCCGUCUAUAGAGCGAUGCAAUGAGUAUGAUUGGAUACUCGUUGUGAUAACUGCUUUGUAUAUGCUGAUGUCAAACCUCCUCCUUGUCAAUCUUCUGAUAGCAGUGUUCAGCUAUCGAUUUGAACGAGUACAGGAAAAUUCUGAGAAGUUAUGGCGAUACUUGAGAUAUGAAGUCAUUAUGGAUUAUCGCACUAGAAUACCUGCACCUCUCAACCUUGUGAUCAGACCAAUAUUUUUCGUCGUUAGCAAGUGUUUCAAGUGCAUUAAUCAUAUAAGAAAGAUUGACACCAAAGAAAAUGCCAAAGCUGCUGCACGUAAAAGAAAAAUCAACGCUCUACAGUCUUUGAAUGCAAUUAAAUGCGUAUACAAAUUUUGAGAUGACACACAGAGGACACAAGUAUAUCGAGUGUAUUGAAAAGAUCAUAAUUAACUUAUACUAAAAAGAGAAAUCAGAAAGGUACAAGAAAUACAAAUUGGCACGUGAAACAUUUGAAGAGAAAAUGUAUAGUAUGACACACAUGUACAUAGCCUUACACAACCUUAAAAUUGUUUUAGAUCUAAUAGCCUUAACGAAGUAUGUAUUCUUUAAAAUGUAUUGAUACGAUACUUUUUAUUGGUUUAUAUUUCAUGGUGAAGCAUCUGAAAUCACAUGGACACAAUUUAUAAAAAUAAACACUUGAAAGAUAAUCAAGUCAUAAUGGUAUAAUCAGAUAUUAAUAUUUCAAUUGAUUUUGUUUAUCAAAAACUAAUUCUAACAAUAGCAAAUUUUACUUUUUGUGUAAGGGUUAAGAAACAUAUAUGAAAUUUUUCUAUGUUUAACCAAGAUUUUGUGGGCAAUAUGAUUUUACAUCUACAUUUGUUAAUAUAGUAUUUUUAAAAAUAUCAACUAAUUAUUAUGAACUGUUUUACUAAUUAUAAAGUCCUCAUAUACACCUAAAAUGUCCUCUUUUGUGUUGACAGGGAAUAAAAUGACUUAAUUUAUUAUCCAGUAUGUAAUGAUUCUGUAAUGAAUAGCCAGACAUAUUCUCUGUUUUCUGAACAAAAUGUACACAGUUAAGUUGUUUUUAAUGUACAUGUCAAUACCAAUGAUUUUUUUUAUAUUAUGUUUCAAUGCAUUUUGUUAAUCUGUGUAAUAACGCUCCUAAACCAGGUAGAAAUGGCGAGUUAAUUUCUCGUGUUAAGUUUAGAUCCCCGUGCACAUUUUAAUUCAAGAUUGCCUUCAAUUCUUACCAAGAUAUUAUUCAUAGAAAGGUCAGCAGAAGAAAAAAAAUUGAGCCAACUGCAGUUUGAUCAAAGCUUGUUUAGCGAGACACUUCCUGAUUUGCAUUUUUGUAAAAGUGAGCGAACAAUACUAUUGCGAAAAAACAGACAAACAGACAUUUAAUAGUACAUAAGACUCCGAAAGGUCAAGCAGUGAUUAAAUAGGAAAUUAUGAUGCAAAACAACAAUGGAGAUAACAAAAAUAUCGAAGGUUAUAGGAGUAUUAACGAAAUAGUUUUUUUUUAUCUGAGCAGUACUGUGGACACUUUUGUCGACAAAACGCGUGUCUUUCGUAAAAAGUUCAAUUGCUGCUUUCUAUGAUGACCUGUUAUACAAAUAGCUUAAUUGAACAUUGUAAAAUGCAUUUUAAGUGUUCCGUGUGCAGUUAUAUGAGUUUCUUGGCUUAUCUUUUUAUGCAAAAGCUCAGAAAGGAUAAUUGGGGUGUUAUAGCUAUGAGUUACUCCACUUUUGAGUUGUUAUAUAUUCAUAGCGUUUGAAUUGAUAGUUACUGUAACUAUUUCAGUUGUUAUCUGCCAUUUUUCAAUUUAAUUUUUAAGUAUCGCAAAGGAACGAUAUUUUUGCUUUUUUAUUAUUUUUUAUUUGUUAUAUAUGUUUAUUUCAUAUCUUUUUUUAUAUUUUUGUUAGCAAUUUUGAAAGAAUUUAAUGAGUAACUGUACACAUCCAAUGCUUUAAUUGUUUCUGAUGAGAGUAAGGGUACAAAAACAGUAAAAACUAUCACUUUUGACGUAUCACAUUAUUUUGUCAUCCACUACAGCCAACACUGUGUCGACUGGAUACGAAUUAAAAGAAAGUUAUUUACUGUUAUCACAUGUUUUGUAUGUAGUAAUUGCUUUUUUAUUUGUUAAAAUUUUUGUCAUUAAAAUUUCUGCUUGUA
Messenger RNA from Mytilus trossulus (common blue mussel), 5069 nucleotides. RefSeq names its product transient receptor potential cation channel subfamily M member 2-like. Gene Ontology annotation, molecular function: monoatomic cation channel activity. Gene Ontology annotation, biological process: monoatomic cation transmembrane transport; metal ion transport. Lineage: Eukaryota; Metazoa; Mollusca; Bivalvia; Mytilida; Mytilidae. Gene Ontology annotation, cellular component: plasma membrane. The transcript has 21 exons. The coding region runs from base 105 to 3290 and encodes 1061 amino acids. The record is from RefSeq and is a predicted model, not a curated record.